UCUUUGCUCUCUCACUUGAUUCUCUCCUCACCACCACACACACUCCAUAAGUCCCACCAAAAAAAUAAAGGAAAAAAAAAGAUCCAAAACAUACAAAAAAAACCACCUAAACCCACUACGACAAAGCCCUCUUAACAAUUACAAAAUUCAUCCAAAAACCAAAAGGAAGACAUAUGUUUUUCACCUAGUAGGUGAAAUCUUCUCGGGAAAAAAUAAGGCAAUUCCUUCAUCGACCAACACAUAGAAAAUGGUGGAAGGGGGUCCGGUGAAAGCGGACAAGACAGAGUUCACAGAAUGUUGGAAGAUCUCAUCGAAAAAUCCUUAUAUCAUGAAGUUGGCCUUCGCUGCCGGCAUCGGAGGGCUUCUAUUUGGAUAUGACACUGGCGUUAUCUCGGGAGCGUUGCUAUACAUCAAGGAAGAUUUCGAGGAGGUGGACAAAAGCACGUUCCUCCAGGAGCUCAUCGUGAGUACAUGCGUCGCUGGAGCCAUCAUCGGCGCGGCGGUCGGAGGCUACGCCAACGACCGGAUCGGACGGAGGAAGACGAUCAUGGUCGCCGACGUUCUGUUCUUCUUGGGGUCCAUCAUCAUGGCCAUCGCCCCUGUUCCGGCCGUCAUCAUCGUCGGAAGGGUCCUCGUCGGUCUCGGCGUCGGAAUGGCCUCCAUGACCGCUCCCCUCUACAUAUCGGAGGCCUCCCCGGCGAAGAUCCGCGGCGCCAUGGUCAGCACCAACGGUUUGCUCAUCACCGGCGGGCAGUUCUUGUCGUACCUCAUCAACCUUGCAUUCACCAGAGCUCCUGGAACAUGGAGGUGGAUGCUUGGAGUGGCAGGGCUCCCUGCCCUAAUCCAGUUCUUGUUAAUGUGGUCACUUCCUGAAUCUCCCCGAUGGCUCUACAGAGAGAACUACGUCCACGAAGCGAAAGAGAUCCUUGAAAAACUUUACCCUGAAGACGAAGUAGACAGAGAGAUUCAAGCCCUGAGAGAAUCCGUCGAAUCAGAGAGGGCGAUGGAGGAAUCGAUUGGCAAAGACAUGUGGUCCAAGCUAAAAGGAGCAUUCACCGACAAGGUUGUCCGGCGGGGGCUCUACGCCGGCGUGACAGUCCAAGUGGCCCAACAAUUCGUCGGAAUCAACACCGUCAUGUACUACUCCCCGACCAUCGUCCAAUUCGCCGGAUUCGCCUCCAAAUCUGUUGCUCUGGCGCUGUCCCUCAUCACUUCAGGGCUCAACGCCGUCGGCUCGAUUAUUAGCAUGAUGGUGGUGGACAAGUACGGACGCCGCCGGCUGAUGAUCAUCUCGAUGUUCGGGAUCAUAUCUUGCCUGAUAAUUUUGGCCGUCGUUUUCCGGCAGGCGUCGUUGGGCGCUCCGGGGAUCGAUUUCGUGGACACCAAGCAUUUUGGGAGCAACGUGACUUGCCCGAGUUACUUGGAGAAUUUUCAUAAGCCUAAGUGGGGAUGCACGCAGUGCUUGAAGGCAAAGUGCUCCUUUUGCUCCAAUGUUGCUGACAAGACCGCGCCGGGAGCCUGUCUGAUCGACACCAAGGUGAUGCAGAAUGAAUGCGAGGCAGAGCACCGCGUGUUCUACGAGGAAGGUUGUCCGAGCAAGAUCGGGUUCCUCGCCGUCCUCCUCUUGGGCCUCUACAUCAUCUCCUAUUCCCCGGGGAUGGGCACAGCGCCGUGGAUCGUCAACUCCGAGAUAUACCCGCUUCGAUACAGGGGCGUGGGAGGUGGGAUCGCCGCCGUGGCCAACUGGACGUCGAAUUUGCUCGUCAGCCUGACAUUUCUGACGAUGACGCAGACACUGACGGUGGCCGGAGCUUUCCUGAUGUUCGCCGCCAUCUCGUUCAUCAUGCUGGUAGCGAUCUUCUUGUUUGUGCCAGAGACGAAAGGGCUGCAAUUCGAGGAGGUGGAGAAGCUGUUGAGAGAUGACUACAAGCCAGGGUUCUUCAAGGUAAAAGCAGGGGAUCAGGGAAAGGGGAAAGCGCCAGCUUAAUUUGAUGAAGAUUUAGAUCUCUUUUUUCUUUUUUCUUGUUUAAUAAGUUUCUAUUUUUUUUUCAGAAUAAGUUUGAGGAGUUGUUUGGGAAUUGGGGCACUUGUUUAGAAAAAAGGGGGAACGGGUACAUUUUCAUUUCUUAAGAAUAAAAUGUUUGAUUUAGUCACAAGUUAUGCUGUUUUUUGUUGUAUAUGGCAUGUAUGCAGUUAUACAGAGGGAUAAGUUAUAGAAUUUGAGAUGGUUGGAUUAGUGAUCAAAAAGUUUGGUGUUGCUAGCUUAUAGCUAUUGGGUUUAUGAUAUGAAGUGAAUAUGAAAGGUAUGUUUACUCUGCCUUGUUGAUGGGGAGCAUACAAAACAGGUCGG
Linum tenue is the source of this 2350-nucleotide messenger RNA. Lineage: Eukaryota; Viridiplantae; Streptophyta; Magnoliopsida; Malpighiales; Linaceae. The record is from the annotation of a GenBank genome assembly.